Messenger RNA from Fusarium mangiferae, 2046 nucleotides. RefSeq lists its product as uncharacterized. The record is from RefSeq and is a predicted model, not a curated record. NCBI's taxonomy places the organism in Eukaryota, Fungi, Ascomycota, Sordariomycetes, Hypocreales, Nectriaceae. Bases 1 to 2046 code for a protein of 681 amino acids. The transcript has 2 exons.
AUGUCACGACGACUCAUUUCAUUACUGCUGUCAGGUCUCAUCGCGCAGACUAGUGCUCAAAAUGUCGUCAAAAAGCCAGAUACAGUCUGUAUAACGUACCUAUCUACGUAUCUUGUCCCGGUAUUGUCGAAUGCUACGAGUUCUGUGCCGACAGAUGACGCGAACAGCGCGUCGCAGAUCUCCGAUGAUACCUUGACAGCUUCUACGACAUUUGAGUCUGGCAUUGAUCCGUCUCUCGAUCUAACCGAGACCUUUCUUCCCUCUCAGUCUCUUUCUGAGGACUCCACUCAGCUUAUUACAACCUUGGUCACGACUGGGGCGGAUCCAGCGGACUCCGAUCCCACAACAACAGCGCCCGGGCCUGACGACCAGCUCGUUGUCUUCCGCAUCGUCCCAGACACAGAUAACGCAAAACGGAGGCGUUUAAAGAGAGCGCUUGGGGGAUUUAUAGGCUCUGCCUCGGAGAUAUGCCAUGAUGCUUCUACGUUUAGCCUCUCUAACGGCCGACUUCUUGAUGGCGGAAGACCUAUUUACUACAACGGCGAAGCCUUCAAGGAACUGCGAGGUCAACAGGCAACACCACCUCGUGGGUCUGUUGAUACAACUUUUGCCGGUGAUGGUGGAUUCCUUCGGUUUCGUAGCCCCAACCUGCCGAACGGCGAAGCGGGCUUCUGUCAGAGCCCAGAAACUGGUCAGGUAUACAUAACCUUUAGGUCUUCACCUCCUGGCUGCGUGUCUGUUAGGCUAUCCGUCGUUGGAGUUGAUGAGUGCGAAGAUGGGCAAACGUCUUCCAGCACUGACCCUACGUCGAACGAUCUACAGACGUUGCAACCUACAGUAAACUCCGCGGUCACAUCCGUUCCUUUCAGUACAGUCAUGUCUUCUGUUUCUGAUAACCCCCCCGACUUCACAUCGCUUGUAGACUUUACGAGUCUCAUUCUUCCGUCUUUGGAACCUACAAACACACGACCUGUGCGAACAAGUUCUUUUCGCUUUUCCAAUACUUCUACCAACGCGUUUCCUACUAUCCCAAUCGAAACAUCCGAAGACUUUUCUUUUACAAACAUUUCUGGUGUUACAUUCACACCAUCAGAUGAAGCAACAACCGCUGAUAUCCUGCCCACUGGCGCAUUAUCUUCAGAAACACAGCUUACCACGGAGGACGCAGCAUCCAGCUUCCCAGAGGCUACAACACCGACAGAGCCAGAGACAGAAACGGCCACCUCGGAACCCAGUGCCAGCGCUUCCGGGACAGGGACCACCAUCGACAUAGACACCACUACUGACAUAAAGACUACUACUGACAUGGAAACUACCACCGACAUGGAGACUACCAUCGGCAUGGGGACUACUAGCACUACGACAAUGUUGGGAUCCGUGAGCACAUCAGAAAUAACAACAGAAAUUCCGACAACAACCUCAGAUGCCGAGACUACAACAACCACCAGUCCACCGUCUCGUGCGUGCGAGUCCUACCUCAUCAACCCAACAGUAUUAUUCAGCGGUGACCAGGACGACGAAGAUGGAGUCGAGGAGCUUACUCUUCCAUUCCCAGUUGGACUAUACACCGAGUCCAGCGAGACCAUCUAUGUUGGCGUCAAUGGACUGAUAAGCCUAUUUGACAACUCCAUCACACAAUCUUCCAACAACCCGUUUCCCGAUAAUGGCUUACCAUCGGCGGCCAUUGCAGCGUACUGGGAUGACUUGCGCAUCAAAGGGAAUUCCGGUUACGAAAUCACCUACAGAGUUUAUGACGAUGCUGAUUAUCGCGCGGUCAACAUCGAUUGGUGUGUUGUGGAUGCAGACGAUGUCGUUACCCACUUCAUGGUUAUUCUCAGGGCUUACGAUCUCUCAAACCCCGAGUCAGUUUUUAUGCGCUACUUUCAGUCCAAUGGAGGGAAGUCAGCUACUAUAGCUGUACAGAAUCUUGCUGAUGCCAAGUCUGAGCAAUUCUCCUACAAUAUGGAAGAUGCAGUCCCAGAUGGAUGUACUGUUCUCUUCUUCACAAUAGGGGGUGAUGAAAGAGUUGUUUAUGUGCCACCAUGA